AUUAAUAAACGUUCCACGUUUUCCACUUGUAAAUAACUGUCUAUUUUACAUAAAUUUGUAUAGUAAUUAAUUUUUGUAAUAUCUUGAAUACAAGAGUCGUAGUUUGGAGUUAUAAUCGUUUGGAUUGGCAUUAAGAUUUUCCAUUUUCCAUAAAUUUCCAUGCUUCUGUCGGUGUCCUUUCAGUGACGGUGAAAGUUAUAAGCAGAGAAAGAGCCGAGUGACACCGAAAUCGGAUCGCCUCCGCGGAAGAAAGAGCGGGAAGAACAGCGAGUACCUCGAACGACUUGGAAGACCGGAAGUGGCCAGCAGAAGUGGCGGAGAACCGCGUUGGGAACCGGAAGCGAGCUACCCUGUGCGCCAAUUCGCAGUUGCAUAACCACGCGAGAUGAGGCGGUUUUACACCACGAUCCUGCUGCUUUUGGCAAUUGUGGGUGCACGUGGUCAAGAUAAACUAAAGAAGAUAUAUUCUUGGAAGACGUUGGAAUUCGAUUUCCCAUCUGAGCAAACGAAAUUGUCAGCUAUUAAGAAUGGAAUCUUUAUACCUGGAGCCUCCAUACCCAUUGACGUCGAUGUCCACAUUACAGCAUCGAAAACGACGGUGUUCGUGUCCAUUCCAAGGUUCCAAAAUGGCGUGCCAGUGACCUUAGGUUAUGUUACCGGUCGCGUUUCUGCAGAUGGGAAUCACUUGAUAGCGCCAUAUCCAAGCUGGGUUUACAAUAAUAUAGACAACUGUGACAGUAUUACCAGUGUUUACAGAAUGCAGAUCGACCAAUGCGAACGUCUAUGGGUCCUCGACACAGGGAAAUUAGGAGAGAAACGAUUAUGCUCACCAAAGCUCCACGUAUUUUCCCUGCGCGACAACAGCCUGAUCACCAUGUACAGAUUUCCUCGAAGUCAGUUGAAAGGGGACUCUCUCCACGUCACCAUCGCAGUGGACGUCCGAGAUACGGCGAACAAAUGCAAGGAUACUUUCGCCUACAUCGCAGAUGUAACAGGAUUCACGUUGAUCGUCUACGAUUUCCACAACUCCGUGUCCUGGAUGAUCACCAACAACCUGUUCUACCCGUAUCCUCAAUACGGCACGUUCGACAUCAAGGGUGACACGUUUGACCUGAUGGACGGGAUCAUCGGUUUAGCAUUGGGGCCCGUUCGCAACGGCGACAGGAUUCUCUAUUUCCAUUCUUUGGCCAGCAGAGUCGAAGCAUGGGUGCCUACCUCUGUAAUCAGGAAUUACACGCUUUUCCGCGACAACCCUGAGGCGGCGGCGAGGUCGUUCGUGCCAUUCGCACAGGAGAGGACAUCUCAGUCCGCGGCUCAAGCUAUGGAUAGCAACGGAGUGCUUUUCUUCGGAUUGAUGUCCGAUCUGGCGAUCGCCUGCUGGAACAGUAAACAUUUCCUCGAAUAUGGAGGGAAGAAUAACGAGAUAAUCGCCAAGGAUCCUGAGACGUUGCAGUUUCCGUCUGGGAUAAAGAUCGUGUUGUCGCAAGACGGAAAGCAGGAACUAUGGGUGCUCACAGCGUCAUUCCAGAGGUACGCAAGCGGUACAUUGCACCCGAAUGAGACCAACUUUAGGAUCCAAGCUGGUUUCGUGGACGAACUGGUUCGUGGUACCAAGUGCGAUGUCGUAUCUCUAAAUGGACGCUAUCCGAUAUCCCAAUGAGGAUCGUGGCACCACGAGCAUUUCAGCGAUUACUACCAUGAAAAUUUCUGGUCAUCAUGGCCGUACUCGAUCUUCACCAUCAAACCGUCCUUCGUGAACCACCGUUUCGAAUCAUAUCAUUCGCGAAACCACUUCCAAAAUGACUAUUAUUCUCGCUACCUGUGGCGUUCUUUCGGAAUCGCGCCCACUCACACGCAUUCCUUUCGGGAAUCCAAAUCCACGGAUUUUCACGUUGCUUCCUCGAAUAUCGAGAGUAUUUGAACGUCAUAAUCGGCACGAUAAUCGAGAUCGAGGUAACUAAUAGAAUCACAAUAAAAGAAUCGUGAUUUCAAAUAACGAUGACGUGAUAAUUCCUAAAGAGACCAAGGAAUAACUUCUUGUUACUGUUCGUGGUGCUGUAAACGUUUUCGAAUUUUUUAUUUCUAUUUUGAGAUAGACUGUACAAGAUUCGGAAAAUGGAG
This is a messenger RNA of Eufriesea mexicana, 2121 nucleotides long. It is a transcript of the gene Y-e3, whose product is annotated as yellow-e3. The record is from RefSeq and is a predicted model, not a curated record. Gene Ontology annotation, cellular component: extracellular region. The coding region runs from base 386 to 1660 and encodes 424 amino acids. NCBI's taxonomy places the organism in Eukaryota, Metazoa, Arthropoda, Insecta, Hymenoptera, Apidae. The transcript is spliced from 7 exons.